Molecule: messenger RNA, 870 nt
Organism: Paracoccidioides lutzii Pb01
Exons: 1
Coding region: 1-870 (289 amino acids)
Molecular function (GO): gamma-glutamylcyclotransferase activity
Source: RefSeq, a predicted model, not a curated record
AUGUCUACUAACCACAAACCGUUCACGGACUCCGUUCCCUUCCCCCCACCAUCCCCACCACCCUCCCCGCCCCGGAGCCAACGCCCUACACCAAACGAGUCUUGCCCAUCCAAACCAAAAUGCCAAUCCCUCUAUUUCGCCUAUGGCACCCACCUCUCCCUCUCCGAACUAGCUUCCCACUGCCCCUCCAGCCGUUACAUAGGCCACGGCCACCUACAUGACCACCGCUGGCAAAUUGGCCAGGAGGGGUUAGCAAACGUCAUCCCUAAUCCCGGCGAAACGGUCGAGGGGCUCUGUUAUCUGCUUGAUUCGGAUGAUGAGGAGAGGUUAUAUGAGCACAGUUGUGGGGGGGAGGGCGCGGAGGGAUAUAGGUAUGAGAAGGUGGUGUUGGCUGUUAAGUUAUUUCCUGGACGGGCGGUUGUUGUUGGGCGGGAUGUUAGGGAGAUUUUGCAAAGUGACCUUGGCGGACGAGGGGCCGUGUUUGGACGUGGGGGAGAGGUUGCGGGUUGGAAUUAUUAUAGUGCGCUUGUUGGUGUUCGGGCGCAUUGCAGGAGGUUCAUCAAUAAGAUGGGCAGCUCGUGCUUGUCUGUGGAUGAUUCUGCGAUUGUGGAAGAGGGAGCACGGGGGAAUGAAAGGCAAUCAUGCAUGGCGGUUGCGGCUGCAGUAACCGGGGAGAAGGUUGAUAUGUUGGUGUAUCUGGACAGAGACACGCGUCGAUAUCAUAUGAGAGAUUAUAAGGAUCGUGUCCGGACAGAAGGGGGACAUGCGAUCGUACAGUGUCUGGCUCGUGGGUUGCAGGAUGCCAUGGUUCUCGGAGUUUCGCCGUUGUAUGUUGCUAGAAGCGUGCUGCCUCAGCUUGGGUUAGGGUGA